GCCGUCGUCGUCCGCGCCCCAGGCAGCGCUCGACUCGUCCCAGGAAGCCAGCUGUCCUCGGCUCGUCCCAGCCAGCCAGCGGUCCUCGCGUCGUCCCAGCAACCCAGCAGUCCUCAGCUCACCCAGCGACCCAGCGACCGUCGCAAGCCGCUCGCAGCCAUGAAGCGUGGAGGGCCGGGCGGCUCAGACCAGGAAGAGGAGGAGCAGCCGCCGCCCAAGCGCAGCACGCGCUUCGUACGCAUUCUGACGGUGGUGGGCUACAUGAUCUGCGUCUCGUCGGCGGCCGUCAUGCUGUCGCUCUACUACAUCUUCCUGUGGGAUCCGUACGGUGGUGACGGGUCGCCCAGCGCGCUGCCGCUCGUGCAGGGGCGGCACAGCCUCGAUCUGGCCCCGGCCGCGGACGGUGCUGGCCACCAGAUGCAGCACGCCAGCCUCGCCUAGGUCACAGCGCCCUUGGGUAGCCGAACAUACGGCACGCUAAUGGAAGCCCUUGGAAACCGACGGAAAGACGGUACCAGGCCGCUCAGACACCCGCCCUCCGCCGGCGUUUCAAAACGGGGCUUGCGCGGCCCCGCGCGCUGUCAGCGGCUCUCGUACCAGGACAGACGGAAUCGCUCCUGUGACAUCUGCGGCUCGUGAUGUAGCAGCGCGCUUUGCCGUCAUCGAUAUGCACGUCGCGUGUCGAUGCAAGACGUUGCAGCCGUGCUCCAUGCACGCGUUUGUGGUUGUUGCUUGCGUUCGACAUGCAUUCCCUUUGCGUUAGCUGCAAAGUGUUCAAAGACAGCCCCAGAGUUCAUGGCUACUUUGUCACUUAAAGAGUUCCAUGACAAUUGCGUACUCCUGUAUACAGUAUAUCUGCCUGGCUCGAGUUGGCUUUAAUCAGUCCGUUGUUCACAGGAUGCAGAUGUGUGUCAAUGUAAUUAAUUAAUGCUCACGACCAGUCUCAUAUCGAGUUGGUUGACUACCGCGUAAAGAACAAUGCGUACUAAUGACGUUUAUGGUUGACCAUAAGUUAGCUUAAUUGCGCUUUUUAAUAUUCGUACGAUUCCCAACAUGAGCGUGGUCCCAUGCUGAUUGUUGUAUCAGAAAAUUACUGUUGAUUUCCCGAAACGAAGAAAUGAAUCUAUGCGAGGCGCGUGUAUUAUGAAGUGUAUUCUGAACUCAAAGUUUAUUUUCAAGUCUCAGAAAUAAAUAGUGCCGAUAUAGUUAUUACAAUUUACUUGUUUUUUUAUAUUUUUAUGUGCAAUGUUCGUUUAACAGCGCCAUAUAUAGCAAUUGCAAUGAGGACUAGUAGGAAGCAAAAUCAUGAUGAUAAUAAUAAUAUAUUGGGA
Molecule: messenger RNA, 1331 nt
Organism: Pollicipes pollicipes
Lineage: Eukaryota; Metazoa; Arthropoda; Thecostraca; Pollicipedomorpha; Pollicipedidae
Product: putative transmembrane protein INAFM2
Exons: 2
Coding region: 160-441 (93 amino acids)
Source: RefSeq, a predicted model, not a curated record